Drosophila sulfurigaster albostrigata is the source of this 1354-nucleotide messenger RNA. RefSeq lists its product as uncharacterized. Bases 23 to 652 code for a protein of 209 amino acids. The transcript has 5 exons. NCBI's taxonomy places the organism in Eukaryota, Metazoa, Arthropoda, Insecta, Diptera, Drosophilidae. Gene Ontology annotation, molecular function: DNA binding. The record is from RefSeq and is a predicted model, not a curated record.
UUUGACUUAACUUCCGGUAAGUAUGAGCGCGGCAAAAAGUUAUUUUUCUGAAAUUAUAAAUCAUUCUGCAACCUGCAACAUUUGCAGUAGAAUUGUGAAAACGAGCGGCAACUCGUCGAACUUGCUGUCUCACCUUAAAAACAGACAUCGGGACGCAUAUCUAAAGUGUACAAAGAAAUCGACAAAAGUUGACCAGCUCAACAAAAGCAUUGAGAAAAUGUCGUUAGAGAACGCGUUUAAGUUUUCGUCCACUGUUAACAGAAAACAUGAUGAUAUCACGGAGGCGAUUGUGUUUAUGAUCUGCAAAUACAAUUUGCCUGUCCAGAGCGUGGAAAAAGAAGGAUUUACCAAUUUGAUGAAAAAAUGUGUUCCGACUUACAAGAUUCCAAGCCGGUUCAAGGUAACAAAUCUGAUCGAAGCAAAAUACGACAGCUGUGUAGCUAUGAUGAGGACCAUUCUUAAAGAUGUUAAAGACUUUGCGUUCACCUGUGACGGAGUAACAAUCACAAAUUCAACUCGAUCGUACCUAACAGUAACUGCUCACUUCAUCAAAGAUAAUUGCCUACAAUCGGUUUGCUUGCAAGCAGUUAGAAUGACACAGGUAAGCGUUUUUAAAAAUAUCUUAAGGUGUCUUACUGAAGAAGGUGUGUAACGAAUUUGAUAUCGAGUGCUCGAAGUAGCGUAGUUUAACUACAGAUAACGCAAACAACAUGAAGGCGGCCUCAAAUUUAUUUUUGGGAAGUGGCAAACACAUUUCAUGUUUCGCACAUACGAUUCAUUUGGUAGUCGACGACGUAGUAAAGGGCAUAUCAUCUUUUUCACACGUUUUGGAUAUAGUGAAGAAAAUUGUUACUCAUUUCAAGCACAGUCCAGCUGCGAUGGACAUGUUGCGGAAACUACAGGCCGACGAAGGAACAGCUGAAGGUCACAUUAAAACUCUCGUACAAAGUGUGGACACAAGGUGGAACUCCUGCCUGGACAUGUUUAUUUCGUUCUUAAGUAUUUCGAAUAAAGUAGCGAUAGUCCUAAUUAAUAGAUCAACAACUGUAAAAGGAUUGCCCGAGAUGCUAACGGCUUCAGAAUUGCGAAUUUGUCAAGAUUUCUGUGAUCUACUUAAGCCUUUUAAAGAUGCGACAGAAAAAAUAAGUGGCGAAAGUUACCGUGAGCAUGGUAAUCCCACUUAUAUCACUGUUGAUGGACAAAAUUCGCAAAAUACAACUAGAGUCGGCCGAAGGAAUUUUAACUAAGGAAGCUUUAUUGAAGGAAGCAGAUAAACGUUUUAAGUUUUUGCAGAACAACAAAAUUCUUGUCAAAUCGACUUUGUUGGAUCCGAGAUUUAAGAAAGUUUAUCUUU